AUUAUGGAUUAUGCAAAUCAAACGAAACUUCCUCGAAACAGCCUACACCGGUUACUUUUACCUACUUUUUAAUAUAUCACGACACCACUUUGACAUGGCUAUUUCCGCCCAUUGACACCCACUCUCAACUCUUUACCCUUGUUGCAGAACCUUACAAAAUUUCACUAAGAAUAUCUGUCAGUCAAAGAGUUGAUGGGUGGGAUACUUUCAAAACGAACAAGUUCUCGACAGUCUUCUUUCGGAUCUAGUUCACAUUCAUGGAGUCAUCACAACUAUCCACCACCACCAUAUGCUCAACCGUAUGCUCAACCAAACCAAGAUUAUGUGCCGCAGCAGCAUUAUGCGCCCCCUCAAAACAACUAUGGUCAGGCCUCUGAGUCAAAAAGGAAAUUGGAGAGGAAAUAUUCAAAGAUAAAUGAUGAUUACAAUAGCCUUGAGCAGGUUACUGAAGCACUUGCACGUGCUGGCCUGGAGUCUUCAAAUCUCAUUGUUGGUAUUGAUUUCACAAAGAGCAAUGAGUGGACAGGUGCAAGGUCAUUCCAGAGGAGAAGUCUACAUCAUAUUGGAGAUGAUCAAAAUCCCUACGAGCAGGCAAUAUCUAUUAUUGGAAAAACAUUGUCUUCCUUUGAUGAAGACAAUUUAAUUCCAUGUUUUGGAUUUGGAGAUGCGUCAACACAUGAUCAAGAAGUAUUCAGUUUCUAUCCAGAUGAGAAGUUUUGUAAUGGAUUUGAAGAAGUAUUGAGACGAUAUCGAGAAUUGGUCCCUGGCCUAAGACUUGCAGGACCAACAUCAUUUGCCCCUAUUAUUGAAAUGGCUAUCACUAUUGUUGAGCAAAGUGGUGGCCAGUACCAUGUUUUACUGAUAAUAGCUGAUGGACAGGUGACAAGGAGUGUUGAUACUGAGCGUAAUCAACUAAGCCCACAGGAAAAAAAAACUGUUGAAGCUAUUGUGAAAGCGAGUGAGUACCCGUUAUCCAUUAUAUUAGUUGGUGUUGGGGAUGGGCCAUGGGACAUGAUGAGGGAAUUUGAUGAUAACAUACCUGCUCGAGGGUUUGAUAAUUUUCAGUUUGUGAAUUUUACAGAAAUUAUGGCAAAGAAUGUUGACCGGUCCAGAAAAGAAGCUGAGUUUGCUCUUGGAGCCUUAAUGGAGAUACCGUCUCAGUAUAAAGCAACACUAGAACUUAAUUUGUUGGGUGGUCGGAGAGGGAAGGGUAUUGACAGGGUUUCCCUUCCCCCACCUCAAUAUGGUUCAGCUUCUUUCGGCACCCCAAAAACUCCUCGGUCAACUAUUUUUCGUCCAAGUGCACCUUCGGGUAGACAUGAUACAACUUUUGGCACAGCUCCAUCUGCAAGUUCUGCAUCUGACAAUCAUGUUUGCCCUAUUUGCAUUAGCAAUCCUAAGGAUAUGGCUUUUGGUUGCGGACAUCAGACUUGCUGUGAGUGUGGACAAGAUCUUCAAUUAUGCCCCAUUUGCAGGAGCAACAUCCAAACAAGAAUAAAACUCUAUUAAAUAGCAUUACAAAGAGUAUAAGUUAUUUACAAGUCCCUUUUUGGGCAAGGACUUAGAUGUUGGAUUGUCUGGCUUCCAUAUCAGAUCUCCUAUGAUGGUAUGUACAUAGUUCUGGCUUUUGUUUUCUCAUCGAGAUUUUUUGGAUGUAUCAUUUGUCAAUUUAAUGAGCAGUAUAAAGUUAUUAUCAGCUAAAUAAUCGUUGGAUGUACAUCAAGUAUGUUUAAUUGAACUAAAUCGCUUUGGUGGUGGGUUUUAACUGUUA
Molecule: messenger RNA, 1771 nt
Organism: Pistacia vera
Lineage: Eukaryota; Viridiplantae; Streptophyta; Magnoliopsida; Sapindales; Anacardiaceae
Product: E3 ubiquitin-protein ligase RGLG2-like
Exons: 12
Coding region: 193-1509 (438 amino acids)
Source: RefSeq, a predicted model, not a curated record